Molecule: messenger RNA, 5322 nt
Organism: Betta splendens (Siamese fighting fish)
Lineage: Eukaryota; Metazoa; Chordata; Actinopteri; Anabantiformes; Osphronemidae
Gene: jag1b
Product: jagged canonical Notch ligand 1b
Exons: 26
Coding region: 276-3917 (1213 amino acids)
Biological process (GO): multicellular organism development; Notch signaling pathway; cell communication
Cellular component (GO): protein-containing complex; plasma membrane
Molecular function (GO): calcium ion binding; Notch binding
Source: RefSeq, a predicted model, not a curated record
CGGCUCCGAGAAGCCUCAGUCACUCCGUCACUCCGUCAGCACGGCGCGCGGCAGUCGCAUGGCUCCGGUGUAAACUUCUCUCCAGCUACAAGAACGCGUCGGACAGCGCAGGUCGAGCGGGCCGUGUGGAGACGCUCGUCUAUGACUCGGGAACCGGCGCCCUGCGGACCAACGUGUUGUUGCCCACUCGUGCAUGUUUAGACCAGAGGAGCGCUCUGGUGCCGUGUGUCGGCCGGACGACUAGUACAAACGAGUGGUAACAGCAGUGCGGAGGCAUGAUUUUGAGACGGGGCUCGGUUCUUGCUGCCUUUUUACUCUGCUUCCUCGCGAAGGUGUCAGAGGGAUCCGGACAAUUCGAGUUGCAAAUCCUGUCGAUGCACGGCGUGAAAGGGGAGCUGCUGAACGGCCUGUGCUGCGACGGCGCGCGGAGCGCGGCGGACCGAAAGUGCGCACGGAACGAGUGCGAUACGUUUUUUAAAGUUUGCCUAAAGGAAUACCAGUCGAGGGUUUCUGCUGCGGGGCCCUGCAGCUUCGGAAUGGGAUCUACGCCUGUGCUAGGAGGGAAUACCUUUACUUUCAAGAGCUCCGCGAGGAAUGACAAAUCCAGGAUAGUUUUGCCCUUCAGCUUUGCCUGGCCGAGGUCCUACACUUUGAUAGUGGAAGCUUUGGACGCUAACAAUGAAACCAGUGAUGGGACGUUGAUAGAGAAAGCCUUUCACUCCGGCAUGAUCAACCCCAGCCCGCAGUGGCAGAAGCUGACCCACAACGGCCUCGUGGCCCAGUUCGAGUACCAGAUCCGGGUCAGCUGCGACGAGCACUACUACGGCUUCGGCUGCAACAAGUUCUGCCGUCCCCGGGACGAGUUCUUUGGGCAUUACACGUGCGACUUUAAUGGAAACAAGACGUGUCUGGAGGGCUGGUCCGGACCUGACUGCAACACAGCAAUAUGCCGACAAGGCUGCAGCACUGAACACGGGUCGUGUAAGGAACCAGGUGGAUGCAAGUGUCUGUACGGCUGGCAGGGCCAGUACUGCGACAAGUGCAUCCCCCACCCUGGCUGCGUGCACGGCACCUGUGUGGAGCCCUGGCAGUGCCUGUGCGAGACCAACUGGGGCGGCCACCUCUGCGAUAAAGAUCUGAACUACUGUGGCACCCGCCAGCCUUGCCUGAACGGCGGGACGUGUAUCAACACAGGACCCGACAAGUAUCAGUGUACCUGCGCUGAGGGCUACUCCGGUGCCAACUGUGAGAGAGCGGAACAUGCCUGUCUGUCCAACCCGUGCUCCAACGGAGGGAGCUGCUCGGAGACCAGUCAAGGCUACGAAUGUCAGUGCGCGCCAGGCUGGAGCGGCCCCUCCUGCACCAUCAAUGUCGACGACUGCUCCCCGAACCCCUGCAACCACGGCGGCACCUGCCAGGAUCUAGUCAACGCUUACAAGUGUCACUGUCCUUCACAGUGGACAGGAAAGACAUGCUUAAUAGAUGCCAACGAAUGCGAUAGCAACCCGUGCGUCAACGCCAACUCCUGCCGCAACCUGAUUGGUGGAUACUUCUGCGAGUGCGUCCCCGGUUGGACGGGCCAGAACUGCGACAUCAAUAUAAACGACUGCAAGGACCAGUGCCAGAAUGGGGGAACUUGCAAGGACCUGGUGAACGGCUAUCGGUGCACGUGUCCGCCCGGCUUCGCCGGCGAACACUGCGAGCGGGACGUGGACGAGUGCGUGAGCUCGCCGUGCCUCAACGGCGGGCGCUGCCAGGACGAGGUCAACGGCUUCCAGUGCCUGUGUCUGGCUGGCUUCUCAGGAAACCUCUGUCAGCUGGAUAUUGAUUACUGCUCUCCCAACCCGUGUCACAACGGCGCGUCCUGCUUCAACCUGGCCACAGAUUACUACUGCGCUUGUCCAGAAGACUACGAGGGCAAAAACUGCUCUCACCUGAAAGACCAUUGUCGCACCACAACAUGUAAAGUGAUCGACAGCUGCACCGUCGCCGUGGCGUCUAACAGCACGCCGGGAGGCGAGCGCUACAUCUCAUCCAACGUGUGCGGACCCCACGGCCGCUGCCGCAGCCAGGCCGGCGGCCAGUUCAGCUGCGAGUGCCAGGAGGGCUUCAGGGGCACCUACUGCCACGAGAACAUCAACGACUGCGAGAGCAACCCGUGCCGCAACGGCGGCACCUGCAUCGACAAGGUCAGCGUGUACCAGUGCAUCUGCGGCGACGGCUGGGAGGGCGUCCACUGCGAGACCAACAUUGACGACUGCAGCACAAACCCUUGUCAUAAUGGAGGGACAUGUCGAGACCUGGUGACUGACUUCUUGUGUGAAUGCAAGAAUGGCUGGAAGGGAAAGACGUGCCACUCCCGCGAAAGUCAGUGCGAUGAGGCCACAUGCAACAACGGCGGCACCUGCUAUGACGAGGGUGACACAUUCCAGUGCAAGUGUUCCCCGGGAUGGGAGGGCACGACGUGCAACAUAGCCAAAAACUCGAGCUGUCUACCGAACCCAUGUGAGAAUGGAGGUACCUGCGUGGUGACCGGGGAGUCGUUCACCUGUGUCUGCAAGGAAGGCUGGGAGGGCCCCACGUGCACUCAGAAUACCAACGACUGCAGUCCCCACCCAUGCUACAACAGUGGAACCUGUGUCGAUGGGGAUAACUGGUACCGCUGCGAGUGCGCCCCAGGCUUCGCGGGGCCAGACUGUCGGAUCAAUAUUAACGAGUGCCAGUCAUCUCCGUGCGCCUUCGGCUCCACCUGCGUGGAUGAGAUCAAUGGAUAUCGCUGUUUGUGUCCAUCGGACAAGACUGGACCCCACUGUCAAGAAGUGACAAGACGAUCUUGCUCUGUCAACGGACACGUCACCCCAGAUGGAGCCAAGUGGGAUGAGGACUGCAAUACUUGCCACUGUUCCAAUGGGAAAGUUGUGUGUACAACGAUGUGGUGUGGCCCUGCCUCGUGUAAACUGGGAGCCAAAGGUCGGGGUGGAUGUCCUUCAGGUCAGAGCUGCGUCCCCAUCAGGGAGGGCCACUGCUUUGUGAAACCCUGCCCUGACUCGGGAGAGUGCUGGCGCUCCAACCCUCCCCCACCUUCCAUCAUAUGCCACCCCAGCUCCAGUUACCAGGACAACAGCUGCGCCAACAUCACCUUCACCUUCAACAAGGAGUUCCUGACUCGAGGCUUGACUGUGGAAGGAGUGUGUAAGAAGCUGAGACACUUGUACAUAGUAAAGAAUUUCUCCUUGGAGCAUUCUGUGUCCAUAACCUGUGACCCCUCAUUCUCAGCCAGCAACGAGAUCCACGUCUGCAUCUCUACGGAGGACCAUCGUCUGGACCCGAGCCCCAUUAAAGAGAUCACAGACAGGAUAACAAGUCUAGUUAGCAAACGCAACGGGAACAACACCAUCAUCUCCGCCAUCACAGAAGUGCGCGUGCCAAGCCCCAAAACCGACUACCUAGUGCCCCUCCUCACCUCCAUCUUCAUCGUCAUCUGGGUCCUUAUGCUCGUCUCCAUCUUGCUGUGGUGCAUGCGCCGCCGGCGGAAACAGAGCAACCACAACGGGACAGCGGCCGCCGGCGCCGAGGACAACACGACCAACAACGUGCGGGAGCAGCUGAACCAGAUCAAGAACCCUAUAGAGAAGCACGUGGGCCUCACGGUGGCCAUCAAAGACUACGAAAACAAGAACUCCAUCAUUGCCAAAAUAAGGACAAAUCAUCCGGAGGGGGAUGAGGACGACAAGGAGAGGCACCUACAGAAGGGCCGCUUUGCCAAACAGCCAGCAUACACACUAGUGGAAAGGGACGAGAAGACGCCCAUGUCCAAUCCCAACUCCACAUCCAAACACCCUAAUUGGACUAAUAAACAGGACAACAGAGACUUGGAGACAGCAAACAGCAUAAACAGGAUGGACUACAUUGUAUAGCAGACAGCUGUGUUGCUGAGCAACCAAGCCUUAUGCCUUCACACCCCGGUGGUGGGUGAACCAGGGGAGCGUUGGCGCGUCUAGUUGGUAAACUGUCGUGUCAGCUGUGACCCCACAGUAUUUUCUGAUAUUCCCCGUGUUAAUUUAAGUUUUGACAAGCUGGCUUACACUGGCAGUGACAGUUGCUUUAGUUGGCUGGAGACGCAAGGCACCGGUAUACAUUUCACUAUAAAACUAGUCGCAAAUGUGUCCUCUUACGCAUUUCACUUCUUCCCUGUUGUGUUUUUGUUCUCUCUUCCUUUUUUUUUUUUUUUUUAAACUUAGCCGACACAUGGGGGUUCCUGGUGUAAUAGUUGUACCUGACGUGUUCAGCACUAGAGCUAAUUAUAUUUUAGUACAUGUUUGAAUUCUUUCUAGUUCCAUUUGGAGGAAAGUGCCUUUUCAGCAAUGGACUUCAGCAACUGUCAAAAGAGGAAAAAAAAAAAGAUCAACUUUAUUAUUUAUUUUUAGUUCUGGGGGGAGGGGGGGUGGGAAGGGCGAGUGGUUCAAUGUCAGCAAUCGCUGCCAAUAUGAAGAAUUUAUGUGUUGAUUUAGAAAAUGUAGAUAUGUACAUUUUUUUUAUUAAUCGUUGUGUAUAUUUGAUUUAUUAACUUAAUAAUCAAGAGCCUUAAGAUAUCAUUCCUUUUUAUUUAUAUGUUCUGUCUAGUUUGAAGGUUUUGAUAGCGGCAGAAGCCUACCAUUUCUUUCAAUGACUGUUUUUCAAUGCAUUCUAUAAAAGCUACAUUUCAAAGAAGACAAAGAAUAGGCAUUUUGGGCCUAAAAGAAAUCUUAUGGGUUGUUUUUUUCUUUUUGGACAUUUCAUUAUUUGUUGAUUUGAAGGCAAGUGAGGUUAAGACAACAAACGAUCGCAGCUGCGGCGUCGCAUGGACAUGGUGGCAGACAUAUUGCUUGCCGCUUAUGGAAAAAUGUAUAAAUAAGGGAACAAAAAUCCUUCAGCAGCGUCAGAUUUAACGAAUUUCAAAGGCUGCCAAAAUUAAAGUCACACCCGCACAAUACGCCAGAAUUCCCAUCUGCUUAAGUCAGCAUAAUAUCAUAAGCUAGACCACUAGUACUUGAACAGUAGGGGGGCAAUGGGAACACUGUAGAAUCAGAUAAAAUACACUGCCUUGCUUUGCAAGAGUCCACAUUGUUUCUGUGCACAUUUGUUUCUGUUUUAAGAUGAGGCUCUUAAAGACAAACAUGUUUUAUCUCAUUUGUUAACCCUCUGAGAUCAUGGCAACAUUUUGUCCUAUUUUUGACUUUGUUAUGAACUUGAGAAUUGUGUUGAUCUGGCAAUAUAUUUUUGAAAGUCAUAUUUAUUAAAUAUUUUGUAUGAAAAGAGAAUUAAAGUUGUCUUUGUUCUGGA